Molecule: messenger RNA, 2457 nt
Organism: Desarmillaria tabescens
Lineage: Eukaryota; Fungi; Basidiomycota; Agaricomycetes; Agaricales; Physalacriaceae
Product: P-loop containing nucleoside triphosphate hydrolase protein
Exons: 28
Coding region: 81-2153 (690 amino acids)
Biological process (GO): double-strand break repair via homologous recombination
Cellular component (GO): cytoplasm; chromosome; nucleus
Molecular function (GO): ATP binding; four-way junction helicase activity; 3'-5' DNA helicase activity
Source: RefSeq, a predicted model, not a curated record
CCCAGAUCUGACCUUUGCGUCGUGUUCCUCCUCGACGUAGAACAAUUCUCUCAUCUAUCGGCGUGCAGAGGCUCCAGAAAAUGUCAGUUGUUUCUAAAUUUGACCGUUGUCAUCAGGCUCUCACGGAAACAUUCGGUCACUCGGAGUAUAAAGGAAAGCAGCGAGAUAUUAUAGAGGCAGCGGUUUCCGGUAUCGAUAUUUUUGUGCUUGCACCAACGGGGAUGGGGAAGAGCAUAUGUUUCCAAUUACCCGCAAUCAUAGAGGAUAGUGGCGUUACAAUUGUCGUCUCACCUUUACUAGCUUUGAUGAAGAAUCAGGUCACAAGUCUGAGGCAAAAAGGUAUCAACGUUGUCUCUUUUACUUCAGAGACGUCUCCUGAAGAUAAGCUCGAGAUUGUUAAAGACCUGACAGAUGGCGUCUAUCAUAACAGGCUCUUAUACAUUACUCCGGAAAGCUUGUGUAACGCUGACUUUUUGGCAAUGUUGCAACCAGUGUACGAGGACGGCGGACUCAACCGGCUAGUCGUGGAUGAAGCACAUUGUAUCUCAGAAUGGGGCCACGAUUUUCGAGAAGGAUAUCGGAGGCUCGGCGUAUUCCGUCGUAGGUUCAAGAAUGUUCCUAUCAUGGCGCUCACCGCGUCUGCCACGGACGCUGUACGCCGUGACAUCAUACUCUCCCUUGGCAUGUCAGAGGCCAAUCUCUUUCAAGCCAUCCACGGGUUCAAUCGCGAGAAUCUUUAUUAUGAAGUUAAAUGUUCUCCGCCUCGCACUUCCCUAUCACACAUGAGCGAGAUAGCCGAAUACAUACUAGACAUGCAUCAACGACGUGGUAAAUCGUCGUGCGGAAUUAUCUAUUGUCGUACACGAAAGCUUUGCGAUGAGUUGGCGAGUUUCUUACGUGGAAAGGGACUAGGCGUGCGCGCAUACCAUAAGGGUCUAACGCCCAAUACACUUGAUAAGACCCUAAGAGAGUGGACGGAUGGUAUUAUAGACGUGGUUGUGGCCACUAUUGCGUUUGGAUUGGGAAUUGAUAAGGGCGAUGUCCGGUAUGUCAUACAUUAUGACCUCCCAAAGAGCAUGGAAGGCUAUUAUCAGGAAACCGGUCGCGCAGGACGGGAUGGGCUGCCUGCAAAAUGCAUCUUGUAUUACACUCGCGAGGAUAUGUCCUACGUCAAAUCUUUGGUCUCCCAGUCUCACAAUAAUCGCGUUCAUCUGGCAGAUGUUCAGAAUGGCCCCGCUCCAAGCCAGAGAACUGGUGAUAGUUUCUCAGCGUUGGUGAACUUUGCUGAAAAUACAGAUGUUUGCCGACACGUCUUGAUAUGUAGAUAUUUCGGCGAAGAUGUGGCUUCGGACACAGACAAAGAUUACUGCGAUUCCAUGUGUGAUGUAUGCAAGUAUCCUAAGGAGACACGGCAGCGAAAGUAUAAACUCACGCCUCUCGAAGACGCGGGUCGUGUUGCCAACGAAUGGAAGAAAAACAGCUCACGUACGUCGUCAAGCGAUAACGUUUCAGCUUCUGAUAUCGGGUGGAAAAGACCUAGCUCAUUCUCUGGAGCGAGUAACUUUGAACCAAAAGCCAAAAAGCCUAAGUCCCAGACAUAUGCUCCGACGCUGAUCACAAAACCCUUCAGCUCUGCUUCGGUAUUAAACAAACCGUUUAAGACGCCAUUCAAAUCCGCGUCUUCUUCGAUACGACACCAUGAUGACCUUGAAGAGAUUGAAGAGGACACCGAGCAUGAGUCGGAGGAGGUGCCGGGUGCAGAUAUCGACACACAGGAGAGUUCAAGAUCAGAAUCCAUUGUCCAUCAUUACGAACGGGAGCGGAUGCCGUCUCCCGAACCCGGUGCUGAGCUCUGCUUCGAAAUCGAGCCGGAAGAAACGUUUUCUAAGAAAAUUGAUUUUUCCGCACGGCAUAAGUGCAUCCGAGCAUUAGCGUGGGCACUAUGCAAGGGCCCAUGGGAACAGAGUGCUAUACUAAAAAUAGCACAGCGUGUCGAACUGCGAGCGCAUGGAUUCUCCAGUACCACCACGGGGUAUAAGGAGCGCAUGAGGGCAAGACUAGAUGUAGUUGAGAUUCUAGUGUCAGGCAGAGAUGUGCAAGCUGAGGAGGAAGGAGAGGAGGUGCUUGAAAUUGUCAAUGAGGUGUGUCUGUAAUAAUUAAUGAAUUCCUGACGCAGAAGAGGCUAGGCUGUAGAGGGGUGCAUUCAAUUUUCUAUUAAGUGAUGAAGAUGUCUGGGCUCGACUCAUGUUUUCAAACAAGGCGAUAUCUGCCCCGCUGGCGUGUGGACGGUGUGAUCGUCCGACAUCGCAACGCAGAAUUCUACCACAUCAGAUCCACGAGAAGUGCAUACGAAACUUACAAAAGGACGGUUCGGUUUGCACUGCUUGUGCUCACGACCCUCAGGAGUUACGCACCACCUUGGCAGCGGAGAAAGAAGCAAAACACCGUACUGGUCUG